This is a messenger RNA of Biomphalaria glabrata, 4371 nucleotides long. Its product is annotated as E3 ubiquitin-protein ligase RBBP6-like. Gene Ontology annotation, cellular component: sensory dendrite. Gene Ontology annotation, biological process: sensory perception of mechanical stimulus; proprioception; taxis. The record is from RefSeq and is a predicted model, not a curated record. Bases 28 to 3543 code for a protein of 1171 amino acids. Lineage: Eukaryota; Metazoa; Mollusca; Gastropoda; Planorbidae. The transcript has 3 exons.
GAAACAAUACGCAUUGAUCCUUUCAAAAUGUCAGUGACGUCGUUAAAGUCAGUACGAAACAUGACGCCUAUAGAGUCUGCAGACGACUUGAGUUUUGUUCAUGAGGUCGCCAAGUCCACGACCGGCAGCCAGAACGUACAAGUGUCUCGUCCGCUGGGCGGAAAUGACGUACGAACACAGUUGCAUGAUGGGCCGGAGUUAGGUAAACAGUUGCAUGAUGGGCCGGAGUUAGGUAAACAGUUGCAUGAUUUUACUGAUUCUGUGCCCCGAAGUGUAGUCCAAGUCAAGUCAACUAAAGCAGACGACUCAGAUGACUUAUAUGACUUUGACUAUGUAAAUCUCAAUGAAAAUGACAAUAUAAGUUCGAGGCCAGCUAAUGAACCCAAUGGAAUCGACGGUCUAGAAGAUAAUAGAGAAAAUGUAGACUCAAGACUUGGUGGAACAUUACAAGAUGACGUGUUACUUCUGCACACAUCAACAGACGAUUUAAACGAUGACGAGAUGGAUGAUGUGAUAGACGAUGUAAACAACGACGCCCUAACCAAAAAUGAUUCAGACAAAUUCGUACAUCACAGAUCAGAUGUCAAGAAUCAUGUUCAUUUCCAAUUAGAUUCCACGAGUGUUGUUCAUGUCGAAUCACAUUCCAAAAACCAUGUUCAUUUUGAACUAGAUUCUCGAGAACUGGACAGUGUUCUGAACGAGGAUACAGAGUCCCUGCAAAGUUAUAGACAGGCUGAUCAAUCAGCCAUAGAAAGUGGUGCUAAUAAAGUGCUGAACAGACAAUUCAGCACUGAGUCUGGUGAUUCGGAAACGGAUGUUGAUUCAUCUUCCGGAACUUUGUCAGAGAGGGACGAACAAAAUGUAGGGUCGCCAAAGCAAAAGCAUAAAACUAAAUACAUUUCAGACAGUGACCAGCAGAGUAAUGUUCAUGUUACAGAAAGACAAAACUUUGAGGAUAACUCUUCAGACGUAAGCCAGGAUACACAAGUACCUCAUCAAAGCUUAGUCCCAACAGAAAAAGGAGCAAUGAACUUUGAAGACUCUGUAGAAAGUUCUUAUUUCGCAAUGUUUAAAAGUUCAGAAACGGAUAAAGACAACAGUAAGGUCAAGGCUGGUGCAGGGGAAGAGAUCAUAACACCACAGACUCCUAAUCGAGUAUCAGCUCUGACCAUUGAAACAGCGCACACCGUAGACGGUGGCAGCGUUGGUCCGGACAGUAUUGAUGAGGGUAAAGACAUUGAUGAUGGUGUCAGUAAAAACACAGCAGAAGAUCACCAGGAAAGGAUAACUCUUUCUGAUGUUCACGAAAUCAAAACUGACGCGGAAACAAAAAAUAGUUCCAACGCAGACGAACAAAUAACCCAAAGCACUGACCCUCAAAGUAAUCAAGUCAACGAAAAGCCCGAAGAUGUGAAAUCCAAUAUUCCUAACCAUGAAAGGACUCCACGAUAUGAAGAUGCGGAAAAUCCCGAUGACGUAAGCCUAGUUCUUGACAAUGACUUUAAACACACUGCUGAGAGAUCCUCGGCCAGAACACAAAAAAGUUACGCCAGUGCUAAAUCUUCGUCCUCUCACAAAUCUCUAGCACCUCAUAGACCCAUUGAAGAAAUGAAGGCUGCUGACAGACUCAAGUAUGCUCCAUACGCCGAGAGCCUUGCAAGGGGAUACAGCAAACAGGUCAAUGCUUCUAAGCAGCAGAAUAAUGCUAAACACAAGAGGCACGUCCAGCCAAAACCAGAGACUGAGCCUCAAACUGGGAAAGAGUCAGCACAAGGUCAUCCUAAGGCUAAAACAGAGGAAGCUUCUCCUCAGAAAAAAGAGCAGAAUCCUCGGUCUCGUUUUGAAAAAACAUCGUCUGCUCAAAAACAAAAUCAUGCUCCAAAAGGAAAAAAACAAUUAGUCAAACAAAGACAGACAAAAAGUUCUGUAGCUAUAGUGAAUUCAAACAAAAAGAAAGAUGAAAAUAUGAAUGAAAUUACAGAAAAUAAUGAGGAGUUACAAAACAAGGAUCAGGCAGAAGACCACAUGGUACAAAAUAAAGAAACAAUCUUGGUAUCAGAAGAAGCAAAAUCUAAGGCUGAGUUAAUCGCCCCUGUAAAGCCAGACGAAAUCUCCUCGGCCAUUGUUUCAAAGGUGCCAGAUAAGCCUGAAGAUGUUUUAGAAAACGUGGCUCCCAGUGACAACGUCGGAGAUUGUAAGCAAGAAGAAGGAAUCAAGGAAGAAUCUCAAGCAGAGCACACAACUAGCUUGCUAUCAAGUCCUAAGAAUCAGGCAGAAAUCAAAGUGGAAAGGAACCAAGAGGAAAUAACUCCUUUGCUAAACGAUAAUAACCAAGAAACAAUCAACAAAGAAACAAAUUUGCCUGUUAAAAAUAACCAAGAAACAACCAACAAAGAAAAAAAUUUGCCUGUUAAAAAUAACCAAGAAAUAAUUAACAAAGAAACAAAUUUGCCUGUUAAAAAUAACCCAGAGAACUCCAACAAAAAGAAAACUUCAAGCAAAAAUCCCAAAGAAAUCGAAGCAACAACUACAGACAAGGAAGAACAGAAAGAUUCCGGAAUAAAGAGUUGGUUUGGAAGUAAGAAGAAGAAGAAACCCCAGAAGGAUAACGCCUCUGACAAAAUCAAAAAUGGUGUCACUCCCCGGAGUACAGUGUCCGUAAAUGGGAUUAUUAUUACCACCACCAGUGAAGACUCGCCGAAAACUGACCAAUCAAAACAAGAGAACAAAACAACCUCAGUGCCUGCUGCUUUGACCAUUGUGGACGAAACCAAAUCUGACCCUUACGGGAAAGCCGGGCGCGUUGUCUUGGCUAAUAUCAAACAAAAACUGAAAGAUAGUUCCUUAUCUGGAUCAGUAAACUCCACGUCUGCUCUUCCGGUCAACCAGAGGUCAAGAUCUCCUUCACCGGAAACCAGUUUCAGCAGCAACGGCUCCAAAUUGGGAAAAAUCGCCCACAAGACGCAGAGCAUGAGCUCGCUUCAGGUUCCAGGGGCGCUGACAACUCCACGAGAUUCUUCACAAGAAGACGACAACAUUUCUAUCUCCUCAAGAAGAGACUCCACUUCUAGGAGGUCAGUGGACUAUCGGAUACAGAACGCCACAGCGGUCAUGGUUCCGGAAGCAGCAGACGAGAAGCCAAAGUCUGUUCUGACCAACGAUGAGACCUUUAUUAAGAACGCCAUUCCUUACCUCCCCUUAAGUCUGGCGAUUGCUUGUCUCCUGCUCAACAUCGUCAUCCCUGGUUCAGGUACUGCCUUAAGCGGCUUGUCCAUCUUGUGCUGUGGUCAAGCUCGGGUGUCCAACAAGAAUGACCAGAUUUUGACCACCUUGUGUGCUAACUGUCUGGUCGGUUUGGCUCAACUCUUCACCGUUACGUUUCUUUUGGUUGGUUGGUUCUGGUCCAUUGGAUGGGGAAUACAGAUGGUCUCUUUAUCUGUUCAACACAGAGAAGAGAUGAAGAAGCAAAGAGCCAAAGAACUGCAAGCCCUGGCACUCAGCGCCUUCGGAUCUCCCAAGAGAGGCGCCCCGUUUGGACCUUGACCUUGACUUUCCUACAUCAUUCAAGAGAAACAUUGUUGUGCGAUAGGCCUUGCCCCUGCAGUUGUUGAUGGCUGGCUGACUUGGACAGAUUACUCUGGAGAUGUCUGGCUUUCUUGUACGGGUGUAUUCGAUGUACUUAACUAACAAGUAACAAGACCUACACAUGUAACAAGUAACAAGACCUACACAUGUAACAAGUUGAAAGACCAAGCCCAAAUCGUUAUAAAACUACAGAUGACGUUUAAUACUGUAAAGGCCACAGUCGAGUCUCUGUCUAUAAUGUUACGUUGUCCCUCUGAAGUCCUAUCACCAACUGACUAUACUUACAUAAAUAAUCUCUAACCCAACAAAGUCGUGACGUCACUAACACCAACUGACUAUGUUCACAUAAAUAAUCUCUAACCCAACUAAGUCGUGACGUCACUAACACCAACUGACUAUAUUCACAUAAAUAAUCUCUAACCCAACUAAGUCGUGACGUCACUAACACCAACUGACUAUAUUCACAUAAAUAAUCUCUAACCCAACUAAGUCGUGACGUCACUAAAUGUCGCGUUCAAGGUCUGUCAAGUAUGGUGCGUCCCUAUACAAACUAAUAAUACUAACUGUUCAAUAGUUACGAUUAAUUGUAUUCUUGUCCCUAGUUAUUAUGUAAUUAACUCUUUCUCUCCUAACAGACGAUACCAGCGUUGAUUCCACCAGAUUGUGGUUAAUAAUUACGGAGAGAAAGAGUUAAUGUAACAGGUUCGAUUUUGAUUGAAACUUUGAACGCGGUAAAUAAAAUGAAAGAAUACAUAUACAUGUAGACCAGAAGAAAGACGAACCCUU